CUCCACGGCCAAAGCAUCAAGCCACAAACACACAAGUAGCCAUUUUUCCUACUGCAUAGCACCAAUACAUAAGUUAAAGAGACUCGAAAGCCAAAGUAAAUCCAAAAUGGCCUCUUCAUUCCUUCUCGCUGCUCUUCUUGCGUUGGUCUUUUCUCAGGCCGUUGCUUCUGAUCCUGGCCCCCUCCAAGACUUCUGUGUCGCUGACAAGCACUCACCUGUGCGAGUGAAUGGGUUUGUUUGCAAGGACCCAAUGGUUGUGAAUGCGGAUGAUUUCUUCAAGGCAGCCAACCUUGACAAGCCUAGGGACACCAAGAUGAGCAAGGUGGGGUCCAACGUCACUUUGAUCAAUGUCAUGCAGAUCCCGGGCCUCAACACAUUGGGCAUCUCAUUGGCGCGCAUCGACUAUGCUCCCUUAGGUGAGAACCCACCACACACACACCCACGUGCCACUGAGAUCCUCACAGUGCUUGAGGGGACCCUCUAUGUCGGAUUUGUCACCUCCAACCCAAACAAGCUCUUCUCCAAGGUUCUCAACAAGGGUGAUGUGUUUGUAUUCCCUGAGGGGCUCAUCCACUUCCAAUUCAACCCCGUCUAUGACAAGCCAGCUGUCGCCAUUGCUGCACUCAGCAGCCAAAACCCUGGGGCUAUUACUAUUGCCAAUGCAGUUUUUGGAUCAAAGCCACCGAUUGCAGAUGAUGUAUUGGCCAAGGCAUUUCAGGUGGAAAAGGGUACAAUUGAUUGGCUCCAGGCUCAAUUCUGGGAGAACAACCACAACUGAAGGACUUAACUCGUUGGUUGUAUGAGAAGAUGUCCAUUUAUAAUCUGCAGAGGAUGUGUUUUAAUGUCUAUGUUACAAGCAAAAAAAAUAAGUGGCAUGUAUGUACUUCUAUAACAAUUUUAUUGUGGACAACCAUCAAAUCCCUGACAAAAUAGAUUUCUGGUCUAUUAAUGUUUUAUGAUGUACCUUGGUGUGUUUUUCUUUCCAUUAAUAAAAAGAUAUGGUGCGUAAAGUUCCCGCAUAAA
Messenger RNA from Phragmites australis (common reed), 1023 nucleotides. RefSeq names its product germin-like protein 8-7. The record is from RefSeq and is a predicted model, not a curated record. The coding region runs from base 107 to 778 and encodes 223 amino acids. Gene Ontology annotation, cellular component: cell wall. NCBI's taxonomy places the organism in Eukaryota, Viridiplantae, Streptophyta, Magnoliopsida, Poales, Poaceae. The transcript has 2 exons. Gene Ontology annotation, molecular function: manganese ion binding.